Medicago truncatula (barrel medic) is the source of this 548-nucleotide messenger RNA. RefSeq lists its product as uncharacterized. The coding region runs from base 59 to 358 and encodes 99 amino acids. The transcript has 3 exons. The record is from RefSeq and is a predicted model, not a curated record. Lineage: Eukaryota; Viridiplantae; Streptophyta; Magnoliopsida; Fabales; Fabaceae.
AGACUUCUAUAAAGCAUUGUAUUCACAUAGUUUCUCCUAUCAUCACUAUAUUCCAUGUAUGUUCAACAUGUUGAACAAAUUUCCCCUGCGCUUCCUCUUUUUCUUUAUUGUUUUCUCAUGUUUUCUUCUUGCAUCUUCUUCUCUCCAAACAACAAGAAAUUUUUUCUCAAAGGAUGAAAAAUCAUCAAUUCAAACUACACUAGAUAAGGAAAGUGUUAUUGGAUUUAGUAAUGGAGAAGAUUUGUUGGAUAAAAGAGAAGAGUUCUUGGUAAAGAAAAGGAUGAAUUUGGAAAUAGAAGACUAUCCAGGGACAGGAGCAAACAACCACCAUGAUCCUAAGGUACCAGGAAGAGUUUGAGUGAUGCAUAAUUUCUUUAUGAUUUAUUAGAAAAUUAUUUUAUACAUGUGUCAUGUGGGAUAUACUUGUACAUUAUUGGUGUUAUAGUAUGUUUUCAUCAACAUAUUUUAAUGGGUGAUAUUAGUUUGUAUGUAGAUUGUAAAAAAAUAUUGUAAUUGAAGAUAAAGGGUUGUCUAUUUCUUAUUUUUUA